AUGACUGACAAGUUCGAAAUUAGUAUGAUGGGAGAAUUGAAUUUCUUCUUAGGUCUUCAGGUUCGACAUAUUGAAGGAGGAACAUUCAUAAAUCAGGCCAAGUACACGAAAGAAUUAUUAAAGAAAUUUGGAAUGAAAAGCUAUUCCGCUGACUUAACCCCGAUGAGAUCCUCGAUCAAACUAGAAAAGGAUGAAGAUGGUAAAAGUGUUGACAUCACAGCAUAUCGUGGAAUCAUUGGAUCUCUUUUAUACAUAACAGCAAGUCAACCGGACAUUCUAUUUGCAGUUGGAGUAUGCGGAAGAUUUCAGGCUAAUCCAAAACAGGCUCAUUACACCGCUGCUAAAAUAAUAUUAAAAUAUCUUAAGGAAACUCAAGAUUUGGGACUGUGCAAGAAGCAGACAUCCGUUGCAACUUCAACUGCUGAAGCUGAGUACCUUGCAGCUGGCAGUUUCUAUGCUCAACUCCUCUAG
Molecule: messenger RNA, 471 nt
Organism: Impatiens glandulifera
Lineage: Eukaryota; Viridiplantae; Streptophyta; Magnoliopsida; Ericales; Balsaminaceae
Exons: 2
Coding region: 1-471 (156 amino acids)
Source: RefSeq, a predicted model, not a curated record